UUGGAACGGUCUGGUCGGGAUCACCAUAUAAACCUCCGAGAGAGGGUGUGCUGAGAAGUGUUUGAUUUUGUGCGUUUAGUUUCCUUUUUUGUUGUUUUGGUGGAAAUGUGAAACAUUUUAACAACAUUUUACGAAAAUGUCCCGCCAAACUGCCAGUGUAUCUGAAUAUGAGUGCCAGUGAAAUAAAAUCGAAAUAUAGUUCAACAUACACAAUCUCUCUAACUGCACUUCUCGUCAUAUUUUGGUCUCACGGUACAACGCUAGCCGCUAUUCCGACGGUCCAGCCGGAACCGAGCAGCACAAAUUAUGGAGCUGGUUACUAUAAAACUGAAUUCAAGAGCAGCAGGGACGAGAAAGAUUCCCAUUUGCAGCAAUUGGCCAACGAGCUGCAAGGGAGGACUCUCAAUGUCACAACGUUAGAGGAUUGGCCGCUAAGCUACACCGAACGUAUCAAUGGAACCUUAUUUGGACGUGGUGUAGCUUUCGAGCUGCUCGACUUUCUUAUGGAGAAGUUCAAAUUCAACUAUACACUAGUCAUGCCGGAGCAUAACAUCGUUGGCUCCACCACAGACAUGGAGGGCAGCAUCAUCGAACUGCUAGCGACAGGAAAGGCCGACAUCGCGGUAGCGUUUCUGCCAAUUUUGUCCGAUGCCCGACAGCACAUAUUCUACUCGACCGGGCUGGACGAAGGCGAGUGGAUGAUGAUUAUGGUGCGACCAAUGGAAUCGGCCAGUGGUUCUGGCCUGCUGGCUCCCUUCGACUCAGAUGUGUGGAUCCUGAUCCUCAUAUCGCUUCUGGCCGUUGGUCCGAUCAUUUACGGGUUACUAAUUCUGCGGUUCAAAAUGACGAAGGAUAACGAACAGGUCAAAUAUACACUACCCCACUGUGUGUGGUUCGUAUAUGGUGCACUGAUGAAACAAGGCAGCACAUUGUCACCAACAGGAGAUUCUACCCGAAUUCUAUUUGCCAGCUGGUGGAUUUUCAUCACAAUACUCACAUCGUUUUACACGGCUAAUCUAACUGCUUUCCUAACGUUAUCCAAAUUCACGCUACCAAUCAACAAUGCAGAAGACGUCCGCCGAAAGGAGAAACAAUUUGUCACAAUCCGUGGAAAUGCCGUAGAGUACGCCAUCAAGAACAGCGAUGAGGCCCUGAACUCGUUGAACAUUUUGGUGGACAAACAUUUGGUCGAGUUCACAUCCAACCUUAACGACAGCGACAUUCUCCUGACGACUGUGGCCAAGAAAAACUUCGUUUAUGUCCGGGAUCGACCAGCCAUUGGGCACUUGGUGUACAACGACUAUCUAGUGCGAAGGAAGGUCAACCCCAUAAACGAACGAAGUCACUGUCCGUUCGCUACAGCAUCGAAACCUUUCCUGACGCGGGUACGUGCCUUCGGUUAUCCGAACACCACCCGAUGGAAUGCGUUGUUUGAUCCUCAGCUUCUCAAUAUGGUUGAGGGAGGUCUCAUCAAGUUCAAACUUCUGGAAAAUUUGCCGAAAGCGGAGAUUUGUCCUCAGAAUCUGGGCGGCACCGAACGUCAGCUGAAGAAUCGAGAUCUAGUGAUGACAUACUUGGUAAUGGUGACUGGAUUCGCGACGGCAAUCGUUGUUUUCGUAUCGGAGAUGUUCUUCCGAAUACUCAACGAGCGCAAGCUAAGCAAGAAACAGGAAGCCAACCGUUAUGGUUCGAUGGAGAAAAUUAUAAGUAUCAACAAAGCGAUCGUUCACGGUGGCUCACCACCGCCACCAUACGCAGAGAUCUUUAGCCGACAUACAAGUAGAGCGAACCUAUCCGGAGGCGAAACCGUCGGAAGUGUCGGAUCACGCAAAAUAAUCAACGGCCGCGACUAUGUGAUCGUCGGGUCACAGCUGAUUCCGAUUAAAGUCCCAUCUGCGGCCAUCUUUCAGUAUACGUACACAAAUUAGUAUUAAUGAAACCUAAAGCGAAUACCCAAAAUAGCUUGGUUAAAGUUUGUCCAUUUGAAGCGCUCAACAUUGCAGUCAUAUCACUCUAGCUAUCUAGUUCAGAUGAAAACCAAGCGAUUCAAAACAUCACAAAACAAAACAAAAUCGUAUAAUCAAAUAGUUCAUAACAGAUUGGAACCGAAGUGCUCAAUCGAUUGAGGAAACGUUGGAUCACCGUUAAUAUUCCGUUAUAUCUUUGAAGUCGUGAAGCUUUUCAACCGUUAUUUUGUUCUUCUUCUUCUUCUUCUUCUGAAAUCUUAUUACCGAUCCACAAGGAUUUAGAACUUGAUUGAAAUAUAAGAGUUUUAGGUUGAGUGACCAAAUUUUUUUUAUGGAAAAAUUCUACAGCCAAAAUUGAAAUUCCAUCAACAAGUCCACGUGGCACACCCAAUGCUCCCAUGUAAAAAAAACCUCAGAGUCGUCGCCAUCGCGCCUUUUUUCGGGUACUCAUGGAAAAAAAAUUCCAUAAGUACCCGAAAAAACGCGCGACCAAAGAAGAUUUUGAUCUUUUAUAACCGGAUGGAUUUUCCACUUCACGAUACAAAUGAAUCCACGACGUGAGGAGAGAGAAAAGAAAAAUAUUGAAACGAUGUAGUACACAGCUGUUUAACUGCAAAAUUAGUCUUAGUAAAUUCAUCUAAGAUGGAUCCCUGUUAGUAAUUAGUUUAAAUCAAAUCGAAAUUUUUCGUUUGACAUAGUGCUUUUAGUUCAGCUGCUUCGUAAACAGUUUUCACAACUUGUAUAUGCUAUGUAUUAGAUCUUAGGUGUGUUACAUCAUAUCUGAUAAAUUAAAUAAAACAUGUUACCAAUAUUACCCAAUAUUUAUAAUUAAAUAUAGAAAAAAUGUUACCUAAGCUCAGAUUACAUAUCCCAAUUAGCAGAAACUAUAAUUAUAUGGAGGCGCUGGAAAAAAACAAGCCACUCGUAUUGACUAAUAGUCUAGCGUGUAAAACGCUAACACGUAGAUGCACAGGAUGUUACAUGUACACAAAAACUAACACAAAAGCAAUGUAUUUCUAAAAAUACAAAAAAAAACAAAAAACAAAAAAAUAUCAUGUAGGGACCACUAAGAUUUCAUCCCGAAAAGGCAACCGUGAUAGCUCCAAGGGUGUACCUCUUGGUGAAAUAACUGUAAUCACCUGGCUUGUACAAUUGAAAGAUACAGAGGUAUUGCAACAAUAUUAGAAGAGUGAAUACGAGUAUAUCUGUAUAAAUGACUGCAAUCUAACGACUAUCAUAAUGACAAACAGGAAAAUCUAAACACUUGAAAGCUUAACACCUGAACGAAAAAUUAAACGUUAUUAUCUCCAACCUGAUUUUCUGCUACAUCAAGUUUUUUUUCCUUGAUUUUUUUAUUCUCUUCGACCUCUGUCCUACAGACAAACUGUAGGUUUAAAUCAUAGGAAGGCUCGUUAAUUCCCUUCCCGUCAACCAAACAGGCUUAACGCGUUUUUUUCGAGUCUCACAGUUCUAAAUACAGCGAUCCGUCGGAGCCACAUAGACUAAAAAGUUUUGAGCCUAGAACAAUAAACGAAUUGAAAAUUUAAAACAAAAUUGUUUUCCAAUUGAUAUUAAAUGCGCUGGUCUGACUUUACGGUUUUUUGAUAAAAAGGACAUUCGCUUGAAACAUAAAAUUUACUGCUUUUUUAUUCAAAGUGUGCCACAACCUUGACCCAUCUUUCAGACAAUAUCCAUGCUGGCAGAAGUCCGAUUGUUUCGAACGAAUCAUUUAUUGGACCAAUUUUUGAUUCAACCAAAACAAAUAAUAAUCUGAGGAAGCAAUGUUUGUGGACCUCUAUCUAUCACUCGUGAACUUUUAACUUUAAUCACAACAUUUGCGAAACCGUACCACCGAAAUUCUUUCGUUCGAAACUCGAUUUCUUUUAUUCCGUGUUUCUGUCAAAACAAACAAAACGGAACUGGAAACAGUCAGUACCGCGAACUUACAUCAGCACCGAGUAGUAGGGUCCUAUAAGUCAACAGUAAAAAGUUUUUGUAAAAAGUACAUUGAUCUGUUUGUUUUCUAUCAUUCAAAUUACGUAUCAUUUGCAGCUGUCCCCCCUCACCUUUUUUUCAAGUAUUCACAUAGCAUAUGGAUAGUGUUUUAGUACUUUGAAGUUAUUGUAACAAACUGUCAUUAGUUUUUCUCAAGGUGUCGGUGUUACCUGCACUCCUAUUUGUUUCACCGAAAAGCAUAAUUUUUUGUAUUCUAUCAAAAUUAGAGUUCUACCUAAUAAAUGACGAACAUAUUCUGUAGCAUGGACCGUGUAGAGUUUGAGAGAAGAUUUGAUAACGAUUUGAAGUCACAGAAACAUGGAAGGCCUUGAGAAUAUGUGGAAAUCCAUAGGGUGGUAAACAGCAAAUUUUGACGCGACCCUCUUCAAUUUUGAGGAAGCUUGGUACACAGGAUGGAAGCUACCUAAAACCAAUGUUUUAUAAUCAUAUGACCAAUUUACAUUAGGACUGAUUUCUAAAAAGGGUGUAUUCAAAAUAAUUGAUCUUUCUUUCUAAAAAUCGUUAAUGAAAAUCCAAAUGUCCGAUUAAAAUAUGAUGUUUGACAAGAUUGUUGGAAAAUAAAUGAACCAUUUAGGAAAGAUAAUAUUAAAAAAAAACAUGCUCAAAAAUUGAAUCGAUGGCACUGCGUUCCCCACUUCGAGACGAUAAUAUUUGGCUACUCGUUCAGUUUGAUCGGAUGGUUUUUAGUGUCAAGAUGUACAAUUUACAAGAACGUGUAUUUCUAGUGUAAUCGUAUUACUCGAACAACUGAAGCCUUAAUGAAACUUUGUCCUGUUUUUAUAGCAAAAUAGCACCUGCAUUUUUUAUAUCAAUGAAACAAAUCCUCUUUGCAUUGGCGUUACUCAAACAACUCUAUUUCGGUUGCGCGUCACAGACAGAGUAAAUUUGCCAUCACCAGCGAAAUUAAAUUGAAGAUUUUUUUUAAAAUGGUGCUAUAACUUCGCAGGGUACAAAUUUCCCGCGGAGCACCAUUUGAAACCUCCUGCCCUACAGAAUAAAAGAAGCAAAUCAUAUUCCCAGUUUUUUUUAAACGAGAAUGACGGUCUAUCAGAAGUAACUCAUUUCAACUGCAGGAGUUACAUCGCUCAAGAACAUCAUCUGACAUCAGCUUUUUAUUGGAUUGGUCACGACAUUUCCCGGAAGAAGUUUACUGAGCUGAGCUCGCUGGUCGGAAUCGUACCUGAAGGAUAGAACGCUACAAGUCAAAAUAGGUUCGUCACUGUUCUCGUGAACAAAACUUCCCAAAAGCAGAGAGAACAUGAUGACUUUCAGCAUUGGAAAAUGUGUCAUGAUAUCAUUCCAUCGGAAACUGUGUCGUGAGGUUUCCAGUUUGACUUUUACUGAAUGGGAGAAUUUUGAAAAUAAACAAUUUGUUCACGAUUUAUUAGAUAAGAAUUGAGCCAGUUUAAGGGUCCUUGUUACAUUCCAAUUUUCCGCUAUAUGAAGAGUGGUAAUGCAAUGUCUUUGGCGUUUCUGGAGAAUAUGUAUCAGGAUCGCGGCUAACUAAGGUAUGUCGGAUGAAUUUCAAGUUCUAAGUUUGUCUACAAUUUGCUCCAGUGUUCAGAAUAAAUGAAAAUGUGCAACACGGAACCGGGUACACGACCGGACAACAUGCGAUGUCAUGACAGCCAUAGAAUGCUUGCUGCAAGUCCAAUGCAAUAAAGUUGCGCGUUAAGGUUAUGGUGAUUGGACACGAGCCAGAAUAUUGAUUACAUGGUAGAUGGUAUUCAUUUAAAUUUCUACCCGCGGGUAUUAGACUAAACGAAGGUUUUCUCAAUCGAUUGACAACUUUAUAAAAACAGUGAAAUAUAAAAGAACAAGUAAAAUACAAAGUAAAUCCCAGAAUAUAGUUUUACACUUUUUAGCAUCAUGUCGGCUACCAAAAUACGCAACUGUAAAAUAUCAACUUCUUUAAAAAACUACUUUAGAAAAACCAUUUCGACCAAACUUACUGACAAUUGUAAGACAAAAAUGUAGCGGGAAUUUGUUUCAUUCAAAUCAAAUAUAAAACACCAAGCAUUUCCGCUCGUGGAAUGUGGCAAGCACCAAAUUGCGUUUUCUCCAAUCUCUAUGUAUAACAAACAGUAUUUAUAUCCAUCAAUAUCUAAAAGUGCUACACGAACACAACACAAAUGUUGCAAUUCAUCUCACAUCACAAUUCUGACGAAUGCCUGCAGUCGCCGAGUGGACCAACAAUUUCUCUACAGUCCGAACAGUGCCUUCAAAUCGUCAAUCGACAGUUUGCUGCCGGUAUGUUUGGUUCCCGUGAGAACUUCAUCCGCAAUUCCGAGCUUCUUUUCCUGCAACAUUCGGAUGGCCUGCUCGACAGUGUCCGAACACAUGAACCUGUGAAGAGAAGGUAGGUAAACAUUAAUAAUUUGUACA
This is a messenger RNA of Toxorhynchites rutilus septentrionalis, 6368 nucleotides long. RefSeq names its product probable glutamate receptor (gene Ir76b). The record is from RefSeq and is a predicted model, not a curated record. Gene Ontology annotation, cellular component: membrane. Gene Ontology annotation, molecular function: ligand-gated monoatomic ion channel activity. NCBI's taxonomy places the organism in Eukaryota, Metazoa, Arthropoda, Insecta, Diptera, Culicidae. The coding region runs from base 168 to 1928 and encodes 586 amino acids. The transcript is spliced from 6 exons.